AUGGCUAUGAACAAGAUAACUUGCGCUAUGUGGUUAUCGCUUCAACUUGCUUUGCUCUUGUCUACUACCGCAGUUGGCUUCCGCAUCAUCUACCGAGCGAUCAACGGAAGCAGUCUUUUUUUGGCUGACUGGCUCAUUAUCCUUGCGUUGGCUAAUCUUCGCAAACAGACCUUUGAAUAUGGUAUAUCGAUCGUAGGAGUUGUGUGUACGUUGAGAUCAUUCACGCCCAAACCAGCCAUGACCUAA
Molecule: messenger RNA, 246 nt
Organism: Penicillium hordei
Lineage: Eukaryota; Fungi; Ascomycota; Eurotiomycetes; Eurotiales; Aspergillaceae
Exons: 2
Coding region: 1-246 (81 amino acids)
Source: RefSeq, a predicted model, not a curated record